GAGCUCGGCGGGGCUCGGCGGCCGCCGGGCAGCGCCAUGAACCUGGGUGAUGGACUGAAGCUUGAAACUGAAGUGCUGGAUGGAAAGCCUAGGCUAAUUUUAGCUUCUUCUGAUAAAUCAAAGUCUGCCAUGAAGAUGGGUAAUAAAACCAGAGUACCUAAGCAGGCAUUGAGAAUGAAGAACACUGGGUUCAUCUUGAGGCCAACACAAAAUGCUUGUAUCAAGCAGGAAGGUUUAACAAAACCAAGGAGUGAAUCAAGGUUAUCAAUGACAAAAGGUGAAAAACUGCAAGUUAAUAAACAUUCCUCACAUGAAGCCACAACUAAAGGUUACUCUUUGAUUUUCCAAAGAGAUAAGACAGACAGAGAUCCCGAUUCAGAGGAUCCUAGUAUUGUAAAAAAAACUAAACAGAAACCUCAAGCCCCACAUGUAUCAGCUGAAGACUUAAAAAGUUUGGUGUGUUUAACACAAGCACAACUUCAACAGAUUUUGAAUAUUGUUAAAGAAGGAAGAAGCAUCUCUGAGACUCCUGAAAAGCAGGAGGAAAUGGCUAAUGAGGCAUCAGAGGAAAAUGUUACAGCAUUGCUCCAAAAAGAUUGUGAAGUGUCCCCAGUGCCAGAUGAAGCAAACUCUGAUUCAUGCAGGAAACAGCCACAGCCAGGACAGAAAGUUAUAAAGGAUUCAUGGAAACCUGCUGACUUGUUUAGUACAUUGGGUGAAAGAGAAGGGGAGAAAGCCUUACUGGAAUUUAAAAAAAAACAAUGGAAGAAGGAAUUAGAUGAACAGGUAGCACUGAAAAAGAAACUGAAAGAAACUUUGGAGGGAGAGGUGGGUUAUUUCUGGGCAAAACUUGGCAGAAAUAAAACCCAUAAAGUAGAAACACACGACCCAGACCAGACAGUGUUCCCAGCUGGCUCUGUUCAUGGCACUGAGGAAAACUCUGCCUGUACAGCUGCUUCAGCCACAGAGGCUGAUGGAGUUGCACUGAAUGUUCCAAGAGCUCUGGCUGGGCAGUCUUCUGAUUUCAGUUCUGACUUUCCAGCUGGCAGUUGCACAGCACUGGCUUUCAGGCAAGCUGUGCCACAGGAGCGACCUUUUAGUGCUUUGAAGCAUGAGCAACAGAAGAAGUGGCUUGAAGAGUUGAACAAGCAGAAGGAAGAAGCUAAACUACGAAAAAUAGAAGAAAAACUUACUUUAUCAAAGGCAGAAGAGUAUGACAGAUGGGAAAUGCAUUUUGAUUCUUUUAAGAACCACUUUAAUGCUAAUGCACAAUACCCCUUAAAUGGAAUGCAGAGAAAGCCUGAAAGUCUUUCCCUGUCACCUGACCCCAAGAACCCAACUGCUCUCAUUCACCCUUCCUCACCUGCAGCUUUAGGCAAUCUCAUGCCCUUACAGAUGGGAGCUGCAGAAAAAGCUGCUAAAAAUGCUGCUUGGGAACAAAGUCAGGGAGUCAGUUUCCUGCGUUCCAUGACAGCUCUGCUGGACCCUGCACAGAUUGAGGAGAGGGACAGGAGGCGCCAGAAGCAGCUGGAACAUCAGAAAGUAAUAAUGGCUCAGGUGGAAGAAAAAAGGAGGAAGAAACAACUGGAGGAAGAGCAGAGAAAAUGGGAAGAACAACAGGAAGAACUGCGCCUGGCACGAGAAAAAGCACAACUGCAGAAACAAUUUGAAGAAGAAAUGCUGAAACAAAAACAAAAGGAGGAACUUGCAACUCUUAAAGCCAAAGAGCUUUAUCAGACAAUGGAGAAAGCUCAGGAAUUAGCCCAGGGAUCAAAACAAGGGCAACACGUUCCAGACUUGGCUCAGAAGGCACAUGACAUUUCAGAACUUCAGAACAGUCUUGGUGGUGGUGAUACAGAGUUUGGGAACUAUAAUUCUGGCAUUUCAGCAGGAAAUACUGAUUUCCCUGAUGGUGUGGGGAGUCCCCCUGAGCAGCAGGCUUCCCCUCGGAAGGACACAGCAGUGCAGACAGAUUGCUUUAAUACUUCAGCAUACACCGAGUCAGCUGAGGAAAGAACUGCAGGUUGUGAAUCACCUGAUAUUUCCAUAGAAUAUAAAGAAACCUCUAACAGCAAAAAACACCAGAAGGAAAUGCAGUAUAUGGGUAAAAACAAACUUUCAGGAAAAGAGACUGGUUGUAUUUGUGAUCUAUAUGAGCAAUAUGCAAGAAAAGAAAGGCACAUCAAAUCUUCAGAAAAAUACAGCAAAAGACCUGACUGGAACAUAAACAAGCCUGGGAAAAGAUACAUUCCAGCCUCAGAAAGGUACCCUAAACCACUACAGAAACAGAGGGAGGAGAACAAAGUGCGCCGUCAGCUGGAGCUGCUGCAGUUGGUGGAAAGGAACAGCCCUGGGCAGCUCAGUGCAUGGAGGGGAGGGCACUCAGCCAGGUCUCUGUCACCUCGGGAAGAAACUGCUGGCAAGAGUAAGGGCCACAGAGGCAGAAAGGAAGAAAAAUUUCCUAAGAAUCACUUGAAGGAAGAAAGAUCUGAACCAGCACUUGGGAACAGAUUACUCCAAGUACAAGCAAGGCAGCUCCAGGCUUCUCCUUUGCUGGUGGGCGAGCGGCACGGCGGAGGAGAGGAGGGGCAGGCAGAGUCCCGGCAGAGGAGCGGCCCCGGCGCGGCGAGAGCUCCCCCGGCGCACUUGGUGCCCUACGUGCGCACACGGGAGGUGUACUGCCUUCAGCCACAGGCAGCGCUGAGCCAGCGCACGCAGCUGCACGAUUCUUACCAAAUGCCACGACAGAGUUAUAGCUCAGAUCAUGUUAGAGAUCCUCUUCUAAAUCCUGAUGUAGUUACAAUCAGAGAGAGACAACAAGCAAUUCUUGAAGGAUUGUCAAAAUUACGGCAGGGCCUCCUGCAGAAGCAGAAGGAGUUGGAGAACACUCUGAUUCCCAUUGUAGCUCAAGAGAACUUCGUGCCACCGUUCUGAGAGGUGCAUAUGAAUGUUCUGAAUUCUUAACGUGGAAAUGCACAGCACUUUGCUACUGUAAUGAAUUAUGAACCACCUCUAGCUUUUUAAUGAAAAUUAAAUUAUGAGAAUUUUGGUAGACUACAGGGUCAUGUUAUUUUUUUAUACUGAAGAUACUUAAACUCAUGAUGGUUUGUCUGCUUAGAAUGGUUUUCAU
Messenger RNA from Cinclus cinclus, 3130 nucleotides. RefSeq names its product coiled-coil domain containing 66 (gene CCDC66). Gene Ontology annotation, molecular function: microtubule binding. The transcript has 19 exons. Bases 37 to 2934 code for a protein of 965 amino acids. Gene Ontology annotation, cellular component: microtubule; cilium. Lineage: Eukaryota; Metazoa; Chordata; Aves; Passeriformes; Cinclidae. The record is from RefSeq and is a predicted model, not a curated record. Gene Ontology annotation, biological process: cilium assembly.